GCCAGCACCUCGCAGAGUUGCAACUCUGGAGUGCAUCCUGACCGCUGGAAGGUUGUGCUGACAGAUGGGGCCCACUGGGUGCACCCAAAGACGGGAGUGCGCAACAUCAUAGGGCUGUACAUGGAUCAGUGUAGCCGGUUUUUGGUUGGGAAGGUUUUGGUUCAGGGUAAGACGGAUCUUCCGAAUGCUGAUUGUUAUGUGAAGUUUUUCCGUGAACAUUGGCAACAGUAUUUUGGCAAGCCUGAAACUCUGCGGUUUGAGGCGGAAGGGACUUGGAGGUCCAAAGCUUUAGACGAAGCUUUCUCUCAGAUGGGCAUCAUCUUGGACCCAGUGCCGGGGGAUGCUCACUGGCACAUCUCUCCAAUGGAGCGGUGCAUAGAGUGGGUGAAGGGCAGCACGCCUUGGGACAGGCGCCCGACAUUGCCGGCCGCCUUCGAAAGCGACAUCAAUGGCUUCCCCGUGCACCUGAUGGGCCACCCUGAUGGAGAAGUGGCGCAGGCAGCUUGCCUCCGAGGAGAGGCAGAAGCUACCUUUGCUCGUUGGCAGGCGCAGCAGCGCUACAGCCGAGCACAGAACUCAAAGCAACGUCCCAUUCCGGAGUACAUGCCAGGGGACCUAGUCUUCUACUGGCGCUCACAGCUUUAUGGCAAGAAAGCUGGGGGUACUAGACUCCAAACUGGGCGAGCAGCUGGCUAUGCAGGGCCGGCCAGAAUCUUGGCCCUGGAGACACGGAAGAGUGAGGACAUCACCGCCGAGGUCCCGAGCGAGGCCGACAAGGACGAACAUGGCGAGGAACACAGCUUCUGGGCACAGGAGACCGCAGCUGUGGCAUUGGAAAUUCCUACGCCAACCACGCGACAUGGCUGGAAACUGGCCUCCCGAGACCUGGAGACCUACCUGGCCAGUGCCCUCAAGAAGAAGAGCGUCGAGGUCUAUGAAAAGAACAUGGAUCCCGGCACCAAGGAACGCUUUGCAGCGGCCAAGAAGGGAGGCUAUGCGAAUGCGGCGGGUUCUGUCCUGGAAGACCGACCAUUUACUUCGCCAAAAGCGAGAGCAGUCGUCCUGGGCUACCAGGACCCGAACUACGAGCACCGCAUCACAUAUGCGCCAACCACCACUCGUCACACGAGACAGCUCACGCUUCAGAUGGCUGCGUGCAAGAACUGGCACGCCUGGAAGGGCGACGUGUCAGCAGCCUUUUUACAAGACCGAGAAUGCGGUUACGAUCUGUACUGUAUACCCACUCCUGAGCUGUGCGAAGGGAUGGGAAUACCAAAAGAAAGUGUGGCGCGACUUCGUAAAGCUUGUUACGGCUUAGCGCAAGCUCCGUACGAGUGGUAUGAAACGGUGAGAGCCUUUCUGUUGGAAAUUGGGUUCUAUCAGUGUGCCACUGACCCGUGUUGUUGGGUUCUGCAGGUUGAGGGCCGUGUCCAUGCCAUCAUUUCUGGUCAUGUCGAUGACUUUAUGAUGAUAGGAGACCCUCAGGACCCCAUUUGGAAGUCUACCAUGGCUGCCAUUCAGGAUAAAUUUAAAUGGGGAGAGUUCGAGCUGAACAACCUCACUCAGUGUGGAGCGCAGAUCGAGCGCCAGGAAGACGGCCUCUCCGAGGUUCCGCAAAGUACAGUGGAAGCACUCAUGUCCGCCAACCAACUCCUUCAUAAAAUGAGGGAUGCUGCCAAAGAGCCCAUGCUCAUUCACAGGGUGGGUGACCCGGAGGAGGUGGCUCUUACGGCGUGGUACCAGUGGAGCGAGUUGUUGGGUAGGAAGCCUUCUUUGAGAGAUCCGGACUCCAUGAUUCGUAGGGUGCCUGGGCUUUUGGUCACGGACAGUAGAAACGUGUACGACCGCAUGCAACAGCCUUACAUUUCCCCUACAGGUGAGCAGAAACGUGUUGAUCUGGAAGUGCUUGUGCUCAAGGAAUCCCAGUUGCGUACUGCCUUGGACAUCAGAUGGGUCAAUGCUCAAGCCAUGCUGGCUAAUAGCCUGACUAAGAGAGGUGAAGAUCAACAAUUCGACCGCUUUGUUGCUUGCAAGUACAGGUGGAAGAUUGUAGAUGAUCCUCAAAUGUUUAGCGGCCGAGAGCGCUCCAAACGAGGGCUCGAUGGCUUAGAUGAGCCUGUGCCCUCCAAAGACGUUGGAGGCCAGGGGGCCAUGCAAGAAGCAGUGCGCAUCGCCAGCGGGCGAAAAGAGGAGAUCGACAAGUACAAGGC
Messenger RNA from Symbiodinium pilosum, 2210 nucleotides. NCBI's taxonomy places the organism in Eukaryota, Dinophyceae, Suessiales, Symbiodiniaceae. The record is from the annotation of a GenBank genome assembly.